AUGGAAUGGAAGGAACAAUUCUCCGGGGGCGAAAGACCUAGCGGGCGACAUCAAAGGGCCACCGGCAAGGAUGAAGAAGGACGAGAGGGACUGAGGGCGAAGCAGGCAGGCUGGCCGGAGCAGCAGCCGGAGAAGCAGCCGGAGAUGACUGCAGACAGGAGGGAAAAUAUGACACAGGUCGACAGCCCUGGCGACGGUGGUGCUGCUGCUGCUAAUGAUGAUGAUGACGAUGAUGCUGAUGAUGUAACAAACAGAACAGGGAAGGAUGGGAGAGAGGACACGAACGGCCAGCAAGCCAGAAAGGGCGAGAGAGAGAGAGAGAGAGGGAGAGAGGAAGAGAGCAAGGCCAAGGGUUCUCGGCCGACUUGGCCGGCAGUGGCCGCCGACCAGGACAAUGACUCAAUUGUUUCCUGGAUGGAAGAGAGUGGAGGAGAGGACGCCCUGGGUGGUACAGCAGCAGCUAAGCAACCUGCCAGCUGCACAGUCGUGCUCCGUACGACUAUGGACGGCGGACGAGGGACAGACAAGAGACGGCGUUCUUGA
Messenger RNA from Trichophyton benhamiae CBS 112371, 543 nucleotides. RefSeq lists its product as uncharacterized. The transcript is spliced from 2 exons. NCBI's taxonomy places the organism in Eukaryota, Fungi, Ascomycota, Eurotiomycetes, Onygenales, Arthrodermataceae. Bases 1 to 543 code for a protein of 180 amino acids. The record is from RefSeq and is a predicted model, not a curated record.